Messenger RNA from Knipowitschia caucasica, 1263 nucleotides. NCBI's taxonomy places the organism in Eukaryota, Metazoa, Chordata, Actinopteri, Gobiiformes, Gobiidae. The record is from the annotation of a GenBank genome assembly.
AUGGACAGACCACCAAACUUCUGGUCUAAGGGGAGACCACCAGAGUUCAGUCUUGAAGCUGCUUCUUCAAAACCACAAGAAAAGUCACGGCUGGACUCCAGCCCCAGGGCCCAAGACCUCAGGGCCCAAGACCUCAGGGCCCAAGACCUCAGGGCCCAAGACCUCAGGGCCCAAGACCUCAGGACCCAAGACCUCAGGGCCCAAGACCUCAGGGCCCAAGACCUCAGGGCCCAAGACCUCAGGACCCAAGACCUCAGGACCCAAGACCUCAGGACCCAAGACCUCAGGACCCAAGACCUCAGGACCCAAGACCUCAGGACCCAAGACCUCAGGGCCCAAGACCUCAGGACCCAAGACCUCAGGGCCCAAGACCUCAGGACCCAAGACCUCAGGACCCAAGACCUCAGGGCCCAAGACCUCAGAGCGACACAAGAAGAAGAGCUCCAGAAGCUUCUGCAGGAUCAUAAACGGCGUCUGAUCAGCAGAUGUGGGAGUGUGGCCGAGGGAACAGAAGGAGCAGGAAGUACUCCUCUGAACAGCAUCUUCACUGAGCUGUACAUCACAGAGGGCCUCAGUGACACCACAGCCCAGCAUGAGGAGCAGAGGCUGAGGGAACUCUCCAAGAAGACUGCCCAGCAUGAGGAGCAGAGGCUGAGGGAACUCUCCAAGAAGACUGCCCAGCAUGAGGAGCAGAGGCUGAGGGAACUCUCCAAGAAGACUGCCCAGCAUGAGGAGCAGAGGCUGAGGGAACUCUCCAAGAAGACUGCCCAGCAUGAGGAGCAGAGGCUGAGGGAACUCUCCAAGAAGACUGCCCAGCAUGAGGAGCAGAGGCUGAGGGAACUCUCCAAGAAGACUGUGCAGGAAACCUCCAUCAGGUGUCAGGACAUCUUUAAAGCACUGCCCACUGAGGAGCAGCAGGGGGCGCCACAGUCCAUCAGAGCAGUGCUGACCUGCGGCGUGGCUGGAGUGGGGAAGACCUUCUCAGUCCUGAAGUUCUGUCUGGACUGGGCUCAGGGCUCAGAGAACCAGGAGCUGGAGCUGGUGGUGCCGCUGUCCUUCAGAGAGAUGAACCUGGUGAAAGGGCAGCGCUACAGUCUGAUGCAGCUCAUACAAGUGUUCCAUCCAGCGCUGGAAAAACAGACUCUCUCUCCACACUCUCUGUCCGUCUCUAAACUCCUCUUCAUCUUAGACGGCCUGGACGAGAGCAGACUGGAUCUGGACUUUGACUGUGAGCUCAUCUCUGAGGAAGGCUCGGUUGUGUAA